Messenger RNA from Cercospora beticola, 2553 nucleotides. RefSeq names its product KH domain-containing protein. The record is from RefSeq and is a predicted model, not a curated record. Gene Ontology annotation, cellular component: cytoplasm; nucleus. NCBI's taxonomy places the organism in Eukaryota, Fungi, Ascomycota, Dothideomycetes, Mycosphaerellales, Mycosphaerellaceae. Gene Ontology annotation, biological process: regulation of gene expression. Gene Ontology annotation, molecular function: mRNA 3'-UTR AU-rich region binding.
UCGCCCACCCUCACACGAGCGACUUUCUUUCCAAGGCUAAGUACGGCAAGCAGCCCUGCACACUCCCGCAGCUUGCCAACCACGAUCGACCUCUUUUCCGCAUCACCGCCACCAACCCACUCUUCCCACAGCCAAAACUCCUCCACCACCACCAACUCCGCCCGCCGGCUAGUCUUUCCAGCGUCACCAACUCCUUCGACUGCAUCAACACCACCACCCACCACCCAAGACACAGCUCUUCUCCUUCGUCUGCGCGCCAUCAUAGCCCCGCUGCUGCACUGCAGACCUUUCUUCUGCGCCCCAGCGAUCACGAGCACUGCACAAGUCCGGUCAUACUCCGCUUCACACUCGAUUCUCUUGACCGCUUCAGAUAUCGCUUCACCACCACAAUCACCACCCAUUGCUUCGAGUACACUGCACCGCGCCGCACACUUCCCACCACGAGCUCUGCAGUGUACGUAGGCAAGACAGACAGCCAUAUCAAUCAAGAGAAAGCUAUACUAAGAGCAUUGCUCUGACCGAUAUCCAAUCUCUGUUAUUUUCUUGUGCAACACACCGUCCACAAUGGCCGAAGCACCACAAGAGACCCCGGUUGCCACCCAAAAGCGUCCGCUCGAAGAGCCAUCAUCGCCAUCGGGACCCACAGAUCAGCCAGAGGCCAAGCGCCCAGCUCUGGAUAAGGUCAUCAAGGACGACGCAGAUGCUGAAGAGCUGGCUCAGUCGACACUUCCUCAGGAAGAACCACUCAUCAAAGCUGAGGAUGAGGAGCAGAAGCCCACUGCAGAGGACGAUACAGCCGCCGAUGUGAAGCCGGACGUUCCCGACAAGCAGGGCGACACCGUUGUGCCCGACGCACCCACCAACGGCGUUGUGGUUGAUGGCUCAUCCACGGCUCCUACUGCCGCGGCUCCGGACCAGAAACACAACGGCCAAGUUGACACUCGUGCUCCGCCUCAAGCGGUGCAGCCAUAUCAUCAGCAAGAUGAGUCGCAGUGGCUGCACGUUCGUGCCAUCAUUUCUAGUGCUGAGGCCGCAACCGUCAUUGGUAAGGGCGGUGAGAAUGUCAGUCAGAUUCGCAAGCUCGCUGGUGCCAAAUGCACCGUGAGCGAAUACACACGUGGUGCCGUCGAGCGCGUCCUUACGGUCAGCGGCCAUGUGGAUGCCGUCGCAAAGGCCUUUGGCCUCAUCAUCCGCACCCUCAACCAGGAGCCACUCGAGGAGCCUUCCACUCCGCAGUCUAAGACCUAUCCUCUACGCCUUCUGAUCCCCCACAUCCUCAUUGGCUCCAUCAUCGGCAAGCAGGGUGUGCGCAUUCGCGAAAUUCAAGAAGCAUCGGGCGCACGUCUCAAUGCUUCCGAGUCAUGCCUACCACUGUCCACUGAGCGCUCCCUCGUCGUACUCGGCGUUGCUGAUGCCGUGCACAUCGCUACUUACUACGUGGGCAGCACUCUCGUGGAGCAGCUGACUGAUCGCUUCGGCGGCCCAGCAGCUUCCAACUACGCUGGACGCCAUGGAGGACCGCAGGGUGUUGUCCCAGGCGGCAUGCAAGUCGUCCCGUAUGUUCCUCAGCACGCCGGCGGACAAGUAGGACAUCCCGAUCACAACCGCCGCCACAACGGACCACCACCUCGCGGACCACCAGCACCAUAUGGCCCUCCUCACAUGCACGGCCAGCCAGCUUAUCCACAACAACCAGUGGCUCCUGUGCACUACGGUGCUGGCUCUCCUCGUCAGCCAUACGCUGGCGCUGGGCCACAUCCACACCAGCCUCAGCCAUAUGGCCAUGCUGCUCCUGCCCCCCAGCACGCCGGCCCACCGCAACAACCGAUGCAAGGCAUGGUCCCCGGCCAGCCCAUUACGCAGCAAAUAUUCAUUCCCAACGACAUGGUCGGUGCCAUCAUUGGAAAGGGCGGUGCCAAGAUCAAUGAAAUUAGGCAGCUUUCUGGCAGCGUCAUCAAGAUCAACGAGCCUCAAGACAACAACAACGAGCGUCUCGUCACCAUCACUGGAACACAAGAGUGCAACCAAAUGGCGCUCUACAUGCUGUACUCUCGCCUCGGAGAAUCGAGCAAGAACUCCAACUCCAUCAUGCCGAGGUAGAAUCUUCGCAACCUAAAGCGCGCUGUGCGAACCUGGCACAAAUAUGGUGUCUCACGAACAACCACUUUCUUGUCGAAGACACUUUCACUGGCGCAUGAUUACUACUUGCGAUCGGCGAAAUUUAGGCGAUGAAACACGAAUGUCUCAGUGACAUGAACGAACGCGGCUGGCUUUUACGCAUCCAAUGCCACGACUUUACGGCUUUUCGUAUGAGCAUGGAGCGGCGUUAGGUAUUUUUGCAGCGGCAUUUCCGGCGGGAUCGUUCGAAAAAUAGCCAAAUUGGUUAUGGAAUGCAGAAAAGUGGAGGUUUGACUGUUGCCACGUGCCGCUCACACAUUCCACAGGAUCGGUGCUUUCGCUUGCUGCGAACACCCGUCGGCAGGCAAACCACGUAAUGCAACUUUUUGGUAUCGUCAACAACGCAGUUUCCAACACUUCUUACAUUGUUCCACG